This is a messenger RNA of Ixodes scapularis (black-legged tick), 1437 nucleotides long. Its product is annotated as Y+L amino acid transporter 2. Gene Ontology annotation, molecular function: L-amino acid transmembrane transporter activity. Gene Ontology annotation, biological process: amino acid transmembrane transport. The coding region runs from base 1 to 1437 and encodes 478 amino acids. The transcript is spliced from 5 exons. The record is from RefSeq and is a predicted model, not a curated record. Lineage: Eukaryota; Metazoa; Arthropoda; Arachnida; Ixodida; Ixodidae. Gene Ontology annotation, cellular component: membrane.
AUGCCUCCACUGCGCAAGCGCAAGGCAUGUCUAGAUUUUGUUUCCGGUCGCGGAAACCGCUAUGGAACUGCCGAAACAAACAACCAGAAACCCCCUGCUAUGAUGACAACAGAAAAAGCCGAAGGGGGAGGACUCUGCUACGCCGAGAUGGGUUCAAUGCUUCCGGUAACUGGCGGCAGCUACGCCUACGUUUCGGAGGCUUGCAAGUCACUUGGGAAACUGGGAGAUGUCAUCCGAUUUAUGAUGGCCUGGGGCUACGUAACACUCGCUGACCCGAUGACAGCCACCUUGCACGGACUAACCAUGUCCACCUACCUCCUUGGAGUUAUCUACCCGACGUGCAGCGCCCCCUAUGUCUUGAGAGUGAUAGUGACGCUCAUCUUCACAUGUCUGGCAACUGUCAUCAACUCUUUCUCGGUGAUAGUAUCGUCGAGGGUUCAAGGAGUGCUUUCUACAGUAAAAUGCCUAAUCUUAGUCUCGAUCGUUAUCACAGGAGCCAUCUUUGCUUUCAGAGUGAACCACCUUCAUGACGCUCCAAUGUUCACCCUUGACACAACGGUUUCAAAAAUAGUAGUGGCGUUUUACGCCUGCAAUGUAUCCUACUCGGGCUGGCAGUCUAUCACCGGCAUCGCCGGUGAGAUGACAGACCCCCGUCGCAACAUACCACUGGCUAUGUUUGGCGGGAUUACCUUCGUGACGGUCCUCAGCCUGCUGGUCAACGUUGUCUACUUCGUGAUCCUGGGACCUGCCACUGUCGCCAGCUCCGAAGCCAUCGCCGUCUCCUUCGCAACAGCUACCUGGGGUACCUCGGGAGCCGUCCUCAUUGCGCUAGCCGUGACGAUCAGCACUUUCGGAACCAUGUGCGCCGGAUUCUUUAGCAGCACUAGGUCUAUCCUCACCAUAUCCAGAUAUGGCCAGCUUCCCGCAAUCUUCGGAACCAUCAACGUCCAAUCAUCCGUUCCUCUCACUUCGUUGUUGCUGCGAAGUUUCUUGGCUCAGGUGUACGCCUCCAUCGGCUCCGUCGAUAACCUCGUCCCGAACAUGGUGUUUUUGUUCUGUUUUUUUAACCUCCUCAUAAUUUCGUCAUUUUUUGUGCUUCGAGUGACCAUGAAGAACGCUCCGAGGCCGUACAGAGUGCCAACGAUAUUCCCAGUGUUGUGGUUCGUCUUUCUCUUGUUCUUGUCGGCCAGUCCCAUUGUGCGAUCAGUCGAAAACAUGCAGUACGGUGUAAUGAUUGGCAUGUUUCUUUCAGGAAUGCUUUACUACACGCUUUUCGUUCACUUCAAGCUGUCUCUACCGGGCUCUCAGGUUCUAACAUGCUUUGUUCAAAAGUUGCUAGCGUGCGCUCCUUGUUUUAGUGACCUCGAUGUCUCGGUGAAAAAAAAAAUCAACGGUCGCCAGAAGAAAACUAGAACUGUCAUAGAGGAAAACGAGUAA